AAGUAAACAACCGGGCGCUAGCAGCGUUAGCUUCCAGGCUUCCUUCAGUUUAUCGUCGUUUAUGAGACGGUUUCUGCUGUGUGAGCUGAAUAUUUCAGUAUCUGGGGUAAUUAUAUCUUGGUUUCAACAUCAGCCGCGCUGCUGAUACCAGCUGGAAAACCAAAAUUAUCUCAACCUGCAGGUCUUCCACAGCAUCAUGUCGGUUAUUACUUGGGAGGUUGAUGCUGAUCACAUUCUCAUUAGCAAACAGAGGUCAAGCUAUCUGCUUGACCAUGAUUUACCAAACGGUGUGGAAAUAAAAGAAGAACCAGAACCCCUGACGACUGAGAAAGAAGAUCCAGAACCUCGAGUGAUUAAAGAAGAACAGAUUGAGUUGUGCGUCUUUCAGGAUGAAGGGCAGGUUUUGGUGAAGCAAGAGGCUGAAACCUCCACCUCCAUGGAGAGUCCUGAUUAUGGGGAAGCACUUCAGGACGAACCAGAGCAGCAGCAGAUGAUGGAGACGAAGGAGGAACCAGAGCCUGUAGAGAUCAAACAGGAGCGGGAGGACCUCUGUGGUAAUCAGGAUGAAGAACAACCAAAUGUUUUUGAGUUUUGUGGUAAUUCUUUCAUGCAGCAUAAUGAGUUGGCUAGUCAUAUGAUACCUCAAGCAGAUGAGAAACCUUUCUCCUGCCUGACUUGUGGAAGAGGUUUUAACAAGCAGUACAACUUGACCGUCCACAUGAGAACUCACACAGGUGAGAAGCCGUACCCUUGUGAGCUGUGUGAUAAAUCUUUCAGGAGGAGCAAUGAUUUGGCCCGUCACAUCAGAACUCACACAGGCGAGACACCAUAUUCCUGUCAGUUUUGUGGUAAAUCCUUUAACGACAACAGUCAUCUCACCAUUCAUCUGAGAACACACACAGGUGAGAAGCCCUACUCGUGUGAAGUGUGCGGUAAAUCUUUGACCGACAGCAGUCAUUUGAUCAAACACAUGAGAACUCACACACCUGAAAAACCUUUCCCAUGCCUGACGUGUGGAAAAGGUUUUACUGCUCAGUCUGACCUGACAGUCCACAUGAGAACCCACACCGGUGAGAAACCUUUCACCUGUCUGGUCUGUGGUAAAGGUUUUAUCCAGAAAACUACCCUGAGUUAUCACAUGAGGACCCACACAGGUGAGAAGCCUUUUCCAUGUGACCUAUGUGAUAAAUCUUUUAUUCAAAGCAGCGAUCUGGCCCGCCACCUCCGAACGCACACAGGGGAGAAACCAUAUUCUUGUGACUUGUGUGACAAAUCUUUCAGACAGAGCAGCGAUCUGGCUCGUCAUAUUAGAACUCACACGGGAGAGAAGCCAUUCUCAUGUCAGAUCUGUGGAAAAGGUUUCACCAAGCAGAAUAAUUUGACCGUGCACAUGAGGAUUCAUACAGGUGAGAAGCCUUACUCCUGUGAAGCAUGUGGUGAAUCCUUCACUGUCAAAUUUAGUUUGACUAAACACAAGAGGACUCAUACAGGAGAGAAGCCUUUUGCUUGCAAACUAUGUGAUAAAUCUUUCAUUAACAGCAGUAAUUUGAUUUGUCACAUGCGAACGCACACAGGUGAGAAGCCUUUCUCCUGUGGGACCUGUGGGAAAGGUUUCCCCAGGCAACCUGCCCUGACUGCACACAUGAGAACUCACACAGGUGAGAAGCCAUAUCCCUGUGAGUUGUGUGAAAAAGCCUAUCGAGAUCGUAGUAAUUUGGUACGACACAUGAGAACGCAUACAGGUGAGAAACCUUAUUCCUGUAAAGUUUGUGGUAAAUCCUACAGUGGCAGUAGUCAGUUGGCUUAUCACAUAACGACUCACACGGGUGAGAAACCUUUCUCAUGUCUGAAUUGUGGAAAAGCUUUCAACAAGCAAAGCACCUUGACAGUCCACAUGAGAACUCACACAGGUGAGAAACCGUACUCUUGUGACAUGUGUGAGAAAUCUUUUCGAGAGAAUAACGAUUUGACUUGUCACAUGAGGACUCACACGGGUGAAAAGCCGUAUUCUUGCGAAUUGUGUGAGAAAUCUUUCAGAUGGAGAAAUGUUCUCAAUCGACACAUGAGAACUCACAGAAACGGAAUCAUGGUUAAACGUUGUCAGUGGGGAACGUGCAAUUCCGACACCCGCUACCCGGAGCGCCUAGAGGGCGGGAUUCACUUUAUUCCGUUUCCCAAACCCAAACGGAGUCUGGACAAAUGUAAACGAUGGAUCAAGGCCUGCGGUCGACCUCAUACUCGCUUGAAUGAAACUAUGAUUAAUGGAAACUACCACAUGUUCGUCUGCACGAAGCAUUUUCCAGAAGGCAAGCCGACAGACAGAUUUCCAGAUCCGGUUUCUUUUGAUCCCAAAGCCUCAAAAACCUCCAAACCAGUCGGGCGUCUCCGGGACCGGACCCGGACCCGGACCCAGACCCGGCGCCACGGAUCCCCAGCAUCAAAACAAGAAGACACACUUAGCCACUUGGGUGACAGCCUCCGUCGCUCACAGCCGGGACGCUCUGAUGCUGCUGUUAAGACUUCUUCACUAAGGCUUUCUGCACGGGGAAAGCUGGAACUGGUCGCUGAAAACGAGGCUUUGAAGCGACAGCUGAAAGCAGAUCAAGAGAUUUAUGCCACGAAGAUUUCUGAACUGGUGCUGAAAAACAAACUUCUUCGGCGGGAAAACAUGAAGCUGCGGAGGAAUCUUUAUGGAAAGACACAAAAAGAAAAUUCAGCAGGAAGCAUCGCAACAUCUGACAGUUUCAUGGUGACCGAGGACAAACGGGGAAACUCUGCAGAGUUUCUGCGCAGGAAGCAGAGGGAAGUGGCUGCUAGAAGCAAAGACUUUUCUGCCAGUGUGUCGGCCUCGCUGUACACUGAGCAUUUCAGGCCAGCGGACUUCGACAGGACGGGUCAGACCGUCCGGCUCCGAGCCGGGGCCGUUCCCUUGCCAGCUCAUCUGCACCAGGCUCAGGAGACCCCGACACUGCAGCUCUGCCAGCUGGUCCAGGAGCCGGGCCCCCAGCCUGGACCCCCACAUGCUGUAUCCAUAGCAACAAUGGCUGAGACAAAAAGCCCUCAACCAAUCAAAGAAGAGCGUGUUGAACUGUGGAUCGUUCAGGAUGGAGGGCGGCUCGUAGUGAAGCAGGAGACCAAGGCCUCUCUGGAGAACCCUGCAUGUGAAAUACUCCACCAUGGACCAGAGCAGAUCCUGCAGAUUAAAGAGGAACCAGAACCUGUGCAGAUUAAAGAUCAAUCAGAACCUGUGCAGAUUAAAGAGGAGCAGGUGGAUCUCUAUGGUGAUUGGGUUAAAGGUCACCUUGUAGUGAAGCUGGAGCCUGAAACCUUCAUUGUGACUCAAACUACAGAGCAAAAAGACGACCAUGAACCAAACCAGAACCAGAUCCUCUCUGCUAACCAACGUGAGGCUGAGAACCAGCAUCACCAUCGAAGAAUCCAGGAAGAUGUAGAUCUGGAACCGGAGGACACCAGAAGCCACUGGGACAAUAUGGACGAUUCACCACUGAGACAUGAAACAGGUGAAACAACUUCCUCCUGUGACAGUGAUGAUGAUGAAUUUUUGGCUCUUCACUUGGGUAGGAAGCCUUUGUCCUGUCCAAAGCGUGGAAAAUAUUCAGCUCUCUCUUCCAGAAAAAACAAUCACAGGAAAAGGCACCGCGGCGAUCAACGCUAUUCUUGCGAGGUGUGUCAUAAAUUCUUCACUCUAAAAUCCAGCUUAGUUUGCCACCUUCGAAUUCACACAGGUGAGAAACCCUUUCCUUGUAAACUGUGUGAGAAAUCUUUCAAACAGCGAGGUACCCUGACUAUUCACCUGAGAACUCACACAGGUGAGAAACCUUACUCAUGUGUAACUUGUGGCAAACGUUUCAUCUCAAAUUCUUCAUUAACUGCUCAUUGGAGAACUCACAGAAGACUGAAGUUGUAUGUUUGUAAAUUAUGUGAUAAAUCUUUUAAACGUCAUGGAACCUUGGCUAUUCACCUUAAAACUCACAAGCAGGAUCCUUGUUAAAUUGAUAAAUCUGUCCGUCACCCAGGAACGUCAGACACACAAGCUGAUUUUGUGGAAAAUCAUCUAAAGUUGUAAUGUGACUCAAACAAGUGAGAUAAGAUCCAGUUUUAUCUAUAAACUGUAAUAAAUCUUUUGAAUUCAUGUGUUUUGCAGCAGUGGGUUCGGUUUGGCUAGUAAUAAGUUCCAGAAGCAAACAAAGUUGGUGGCUUUGAUCAAAAUGACCAAAUUAGUUGCAACAGCUGAUUUUCAGGAUUGUCAAAUUGUCUUCACUGCCUGCCCUGCCUGAUGAGGGGGGAGCAGCAGAGCAGUUGAUGGAGUUGUUGGACUUCCGUUUUACCAAGAUGAACCUAGUAAUGCAAGGAGCUGGAGAGCUCAAGGAUUCGUGUUUUUGGGGGCUCAGCCUCUAACAGACUCAGAGGAACUGUUGCCUUCUUCUGUUGGAUGGAGACAACACCUUCAUAGUUCAGCCUGGAGAACAGUUAAAGCCUUCCAGAGGGGUCAGAGGUCACCGCAGGGGGCCGCGCUGAUCUGUGAUGCUGUUUAGCUGCACUGUGGUUCUGCUGAUCUGUCUUCUGUUUUUUUUAAGUUAUUUUUUCAGGACUCCAUUUCAUUUGCCAUAGUUUGUUCAUUAAUCUCAUUUUCCAACUUUAUCAUUAAAUGCAUGUAUAUAUAACUUUCUUUUCUUUUCCAUCAGUAGCUAGACUGCAUGUCAGUAGUUAGAGAUUAUUUAGAGAUAAUUCAGCUGUAAAGUUACUAAGUGAAGCUAUUUUUGAAUAAAUUCUCGGACUUUAUUGGAACUAAGUGUCAGUGAUGAUUCUUCAUAUGAAGUUUCUUCUGCUUGUAGUUUUGAAUUUACUAUGUCACAAAAUACUGAUAAGUUCUUCAUGAUGGCUCAGAUUUAACUAAACAAUUUCUAACUUAAUUUCAUAAAUAAUUAAUCAAAAAUGUUAAUAAGGCAAACAUGGAUCCAAAUUGGUAAAAAUAUCAAAGUAAUAAACUGCACAAUAAGAAUACAUUUACAAUACAUUUAAAUACAGCACUGCACAGUUAGUAAUAGUAGCAUACUCAGAUUAAAAUAAUCCCGAUCAGGGAUCUACUCCACUGGAAUCUACUGUGCCAAGAACAGCAGGGAUGUAAACGCCGAGUUUGUUGGGAGCCGUGAGGUUAGAGACUGAGCAGCUGCUGGGAGGAAGGAUCUGUGAUGACGCUCUUUUGUGCCCCAGUGAUAACACGGUCCGUUUCUGAAGGCGCUUUCCAUGAAUGAUUAUAUUUCUGAUGGGAAAGAUAGACUCCAUCUUCACUGCAUGUGAUGGGCCCAGACCUGUAACCCAACUGGCUCUUAAUGGGCAGAGUGGUUUAGGAAUGUUGUUUUCAGUGCUGGGUUAUAGAAUAAUCUCAAAAACCGCAAAAGACAAACAGAAGAAAUUAUUAACUAUUGAAAUAUUUGUCAAAGUUUUUGCUAUUUUUUUAUUUAAAUUUUUUAUGACUUUUAAGCAGAUGAAGCUGAAGAAUUAGAUUUAUUGUUGCUUUUUCAAAGGAAGUUUUCUCCUGCUUUACCACAAGGUGGCGGCGCAGCGCCUUUAAGAUGGUUUACUCGCUUAAACCUCUCAUUUAAUACUUGCUGCAGCAGUAAAUAUAGCAUUAGCAGAUUUGCAUAUAGCAUUAGCAGUGUCUGCAGUAACAAUAUAUUCGGUUCAUUAUUGGUGUUAUUUCAAAAACAUUGUCUUCUAGGAGAAAAGGUCGAUUUCCAGCGCAGACUGCUGGAAACCAGCUGGAAAACCCAAAUAAACCCAGAACCUCCAGCAGACUGGCGACCUGUCCAGAUGACCCCGCCUCUCCUCUGCUCCUUCUGCCGGUCUGCUUAAGGUCGACGGUCAAUCAUCAUUUAAACAUCCGUUGACUUCAGGUUGUUGCUUCCAUCCAGCAGGUCUGACAUAAUUUACAGCUCUGUCUGUCUGUUACCACAAAAAUAAUCAGAGCCCAAAUUAACUCAAGUUUAGUGUCACUUUUCCAAAACCUGAGAUUUUCCUGAAGGAAAUUAAUGUAUAAAGAUUCACUAAAGACUGAAACAUCCAAGCAUCUUUUUGGUUAAAAGGUAAAUGUGUCUUUUUUGUGUGGUAUGUAAACUUAUGGUUUUCUGCUAUAAUAAAAAAUGAAUAUAUGAUGGAGCUCCAUGCAAACAUUCCUACUCCAUUACCCAGAAUUCUCUGAUACCUAAAACCUUUAAUACAAAGAAAUGUACUUCAUUUCCCACAGUCAAUUAAAAAAGCCAUUUUCAUACUCUGAUGCAUCUGUUAUUGAAAUAUUUAGUUUGUUCUGUUUUUCCAGGAGUCCAUAGUGGAAAUGACUGAGACAAAAUGCUCUCAACCAAUCAGGUUGAACUGUGGGCCUCAGGAUGAAAAGAAGGAGACCAAGGCUUCUCUGGAGAAUCCUGCAGGUGAAGAACCAGAACUUCAACAGAUGAAAAAGGAACCAGAACCUAUACAGAUAAAAGAGGAAAAUAUAUUUUUUAAAAACACAACAGUAAAAUAUUUUCAUUUUACAAACUAAGCUAAAUGUUAGCUUGCUAUAAUUCACUGGAGAAACUUUGAAAACUUUGUAGAUUAUUGCUUCGUUCCACCGCGGGUCGGUGCGGUUCUUUAUUCUAUUUUCCAUCUGUCCAUUAUCAUUCACUCUUAUCCCCAGUGGAUUCACCAGGAGCGCUGGUGCCCAUCUCCAGCGGUCAACAGGCGGAGUCAGCUGGACAGGUCACCAGUCCAUCACAGGGACAAACAGUCAUGUGUAACUAAGGAGAAUUUUGAGACCAAUUAACCUGACAGUCAUGUUUUUGGAUGAGGAACCUGGAGCACCCAGAGAGAACCCACCAUGCAAACAGAAAGACCCCGGGCCGGGAAUCGAACCGAGGAUCUUCUUGUUCCAAGGCAACUGUGCUGCCAACCGCACCACUUGUGUUUGUUUCCGUUGUAAAAGCGGCUUGUACACUCGACCCAUUCCUGGCGCCCCGAGUCCAACUGGCUGUAUAAAUCCCUAAACUUUAAGAUUUCAUUAUAUCAAAUUUACAUUUUUACAUUUCUUUCUUCAGUCAACGCUCUUCUCUUCUCAAACACAUUUUAGACCCUGUUUAUACAACAACGGCUCCAUAAACACUUCACAGAGUGAAAACGCUUUAGAUAGAAAUGAUGUAGCAUGCAUGGCCUGUAGGAGGCAGUGAAACUUCCUAACGACAAAUUUUCAUUUAUUGUCUUCUGUUGUCAUUAUUUUGUAUGUAAAGUUUUGAUUUAUAAACUUAAAGUUUUUUCUAUUCUCAGUAUUAUAGGUUUCCUGUUUAAGAUUUUUUAUAAGGACUCAUUUUGGUUGUCAUGUUAUUCUUACUGACAAUCUUUAAAAAUCACUUAAUUCCUCCAUUGUGUUGAAUGUUUGGAAGAAAUUUUCUGUUGUUCCAUGUGGUGAAAUUCAGCAGCCAGUUAAAGACAAGUGGGAGAAAUUAUUCCAGAAACCACAGCUGAGAGUUGUUGCUACUUCUGUUCAGAGGUCAAAUUCAGUUUUUCAAUCACAUGUUUUUUUCCAAUCUGCCAUUGUUUCUGUUUUUGGCUAAUAAAUAUCAACUUUGUG
Xiphophorus maculatus (southern platyfish) is the source of this 7624-nucleotide messenger RNA. RefSeq names its product zinc finger protein 26-like. The coding region runs from base 197 to 4012 and encodes 1271 amino acids. The transcript is spliced from 11 exons. The record is from RefSeq and is a predicted model, not a curated record. Gene Ontology annotation, biological process: regulation of transcription by RNA polymerase II. Gene Ontology annotation, molecular function: DNA-binding transcription factor activity, RNA polymerase II-specific; RNA polymerase II cis-regulatory region sequence-specific DNA binding. Lineage: Eukaryota; Metazoa; Chordata; Actinopteri; Cyprinodontiformes; Poeciliidae.